GCCUUCAAAUAGUCGACCACACUCGCUAAGUUUAACAGUGCUAUUCAAAACAUUUCAAAAGAUAUUUUUCAUUUUAAGAAGAGAACACUUUUCAACAGCAGUCUUUAGAUCACUCAGUGCACUUCAGAAAAGCACAUUUCCGUGCAAGCGUCCGUCCACAGUUCACCUUCGCCACAUUUCAAGCCAAGACGAUGCGGCCUACGGUCCGUCUCUCACCCACGACCCUCCUACUCGUCUCUCUGAGCCGCCUCACAAAACCCACCUCCCCCACCCCCACCACCCCCUCCGCCGAACCCCCCACUACCUCCCCGUCCCCACCGAUCGGUAACGGCACUCUGCCCUCGGAGACGCAGCCCGGCCUGGAGAACCUGCACUGUUUCCAGUGCACGGGCGAGUCGACCGAUCCGGACGACCACUGCACGGACAGCGGCUGGAUCUCGAUCCCGCGCGGUCAGCGGCUCGACUACCGCUACCUGUGCCCCCGACACAUGGACGACUUCUGCAUGAAGACCAUCGAGCGCUGGGAGAGCACCCGGCCCGGCGUGGCCGACAGGUUCCGCACGCGCCGAGGGUGCAGCGGAAAAACCAUGACCAGUCAGCAGAGCGGCGACCCAGAGGGCGCGGGAGUGGAGUUCCUCGUCUCCAACGGAUGCACCGAUUUCCGCAAAAACCCCGCCACCGGCGCAUACGUGCAGAUGUGUUUCUGCGACAAGUCGCUGUGUAACACCGCGGCGCGGUGGGCGGCGCCGUCAGUCCCGCUGCUGCUGCUGCUACUGCUCGCCGUGACCCGGCCGUGACCGUCUGUGACGGGCCGUUAGCAGCGGCGUCACGGAGCGCAGGACCUCUGUGACGGCCCGCCAACACGGGCGUGACGGACCGUCAACACGACUGUGACGGAACAGCUGUAACAAGCUACCACCGCUGCCGCUGCUGCUGACAGGCUGGACGAAAUGCCACCGCCUCAGUGCAGGCAAAACAUCAUAAGCAAGCCAUCAUCAGCGGGAUUUCCAGUUACCGUCGCCCACUGACCCCAUCACUACAUCUACCGAGGCGCUGCCGGCACGCCCCACCGGCUCUCUGGCUUCCUUCUCAGCUCAGCGCAUCAGUGCUAUCUUCUUACCUCGCCGCCUCUCUGCCUUCCUUCUCACCACCAUAUCGGCUCUGCCACCCUUCUCACACCUCACCGCCUCUCUGCCAUCUUCUCACUGCCUCACCGCCUCUGUGCCAUCCUUCUCGCCACCCGCCGCUCGUUAGCCCAGCCCGUGAGCCCACUCACCCGUGACGGCUCACCGCUCCACGGCACGGAACCACAGCGGAGCACGGAGCGAAGAGUGAUUACAUCAGGGCCUCCGGCACCGAGUCAACAAUGACCGGGCCGCGGCGCGGCGGUAACGCACGGCCGACCAGCGGGAACCGACGGCGCGCCGCGCGGCCCAGUGGCCGGCGGCGUGACACACUGACACAAUGUCGGUGACACAGUGCCCGACCGGCCGCAGCGCUGACACGCGCCGUGACACACUGACACAAUGGUGGUGACACAGUGCUCGAACUUGCUGAUACGCGGCAUGUCGUCUGUUGUGACACGGCAAUGCAUUGAUUUGUGACACAACGGCUCAUCUAUGACAAGCCAAUUGAUAUGAUGCUUAAUUUGUAGCUCGAUUUACAGCCAGCGCGUGCCUCCACGCACGCCAAUGAACCCACUGCGCCUGUGCCGACCUCCAGACGGUCAAAUUCGUCCGGCCGGCUGCACUGUAUGCCUCGCUGGCGUGUUGAGCCAAUCACCGCUGGCAAGUGGCCCACCGGAUGGCGAAUAAUCGUACACAUUGACGCCAUAAGAGCCGAGUGUUGGACGGUCGUUCACCCACGUGGCUGAGGAUUGUUGGCUAGUAAAGCGCAGAAGGGUGUUCCCAGACGAUGGUGAAAUGCUCGCCAAAGGUCGGCGCGGGCCGGAAACUGCGUGCUGUAUUGGUGGAUAUAUCGAUCAUGCUGUCGCCCAGACGUCAGGUGGGUCUAUAUUGGGAACGAUCGAUUAAUUCAGACAACAUGUUGAUGCUGUUAGAUGCCGGCCUUCGGAGAUUGCUUAUUUGUUGGGAGAUGAAAGUGGGCUGAGUGUUGAUAUUUGUAGUAAUAACAGCUACCGAUAGCACCUUGCAUAGCUCAAUUUGGGCAUUGCCUUCACCGAUAUUCGAUCAUGGGCAGGUUACAGUUUCUUUGAAACCACCCAACGCUUAGUAUAACAACAUAUUUCAAAUCGGUCGCGGACUCUUUGCCCUACGUCUCAGUGUGUGUAUUCUUUAGUGCACGACACAGAGGCACGGCAGAGUUUUCACUUACCCAGGUAAGGUAUACACGGCAGCUUCGCUCGGGACAAGAGGUCGCGGAGUUUCUCCCAGUUGUUGACAUCCAGAAACAGCUCGCGUUGCUUUUCAAACUUCUGCAGAACAUUCUUGGGCAAAUGUGCCCACAUCUUUUGUAACCUGAAAGGAAAAGAAAGGUUGCUUUAAGACGCAAGCCACAUUGUAUUGACUACAUAUUGACGUGAAAAGUUACGAAAUAAAUACAACCAAUCCGA
Molecule: messenger RNA, 2572 nt
Organism: Amphibalanus amphitrite
Lineage: Eukaryota; Metazoa; Arthropoda; Thecostraca; Balanomorpha; Balanidae
Exons: 3
Coding region: 192-797 (201 amino acids)
Source: RefSeq, a predicted model, not a curated record